UACCUACUUUCCCUCUGAAAAACAGUUUUGGUGGUUUGUAUUUUGGAGUGGUCAUACCUACUUUCAUAAUGAGUUUUUUUUUUUACAUACAGCUUUUAUCGUUUUGUCUUGUAUAAUAAAGAACAGUUUGUAAUCUGUUUUGCCCAUUUGUACAUUUGACGUCAGAAUAGAAUAAUUUUAGAACCUGGAAAAUACCUAAUUUUGUUAUGUUGUGAUACGUAAAGUCCUAGAACUGAAUAAGAGUGUACUUUGUCUUUGCUAUGAAUAUACAUGUGAAAGUGUUCCUGUGAUAUCAAAUGAAAGUCCCUCUCUGUAGGAUUUGGAGCAGACGUCGAUUGCUUUGUAGUUGACACCAACUAUAAUGAAUACGCUCUGAUGCUGCAGCUGAGCACAGAGAAACCAUCAGGAAAUAAAACCACCAUAGUCAAGCUUUACAGUCGAACUACGAGUGUCAGUCCUCUUGUUCUAGGAAAAUUUAAAGCCCUCAUCAGACUUCAUGGAAUAAGUGAAGACACUGCCAUUAUGAAUCAACACAAAGGUAGGCAUGAAAGACUGACGUUUCCUUUUAAAGAGCUUUGAUAUCUCUCUGUCUUCCCAGGUGAGUGUUUUCCAGGUGAUCAAAUGAAGGAGGCAGCUGCUAACCACCAGGUUUUUGUUCCUGAAAGCUCCAAAUAGAAUAUUCCUGCAGAGAAAAAGUAAAGUGACAUCUGGCCAGGACAUGUAUUGAACAGCCAAUAUUGCAGCAACAUUGAAGUCCAAUGUUUGAAGGGUUCACUGCCCAUGCUGCAGAAGAGAGGUGGUGUCACUGUGUCGCACACCUAAAGGACAAGGUUCAAGAUAAGUGGACCCAGAGUUCUGACAAGAUGCAAAAAUCUGUGAUUCUGGUUUCUUUGCUGGUAUUGGGAUGGAUGUGGACCCCCCAGGGGCUCCCAGUUCUCCCAGAUCCUCUGUACAGCACACAGGAGAACUUUGACCUGAGCAAGUUUUUGGGAACAUGGCACGAUGUUGCGAAGGCGAGUACAUGUCCCUACAUGCAGCGCCACAGGGGAGACCUGGCUAUUGGCAAACUAGUGCUGCAGAAAAGCACUACGGAAGGAAAGCUCAAAAUGACCCGAACAGCCCUCAGAAUGGGAACAUGUAAAGAGAGGACCGGAGAUUAUGAGUUGACCUCCACACCAGGACGAUUUUUCUACCAUGUUGCAAAGUGGGGGGCCGAUGUGGAUGCUUAUGUGGUUCACACCAACUACAAUGAGUACGCCAUUAUGAUCAUGAGCAAACAGAAGUCGACGGGUGAUAGGAGCAUCUCACUCAAGCUUUACAGUCGAACAAAGACUGUGAGACCCACAGUGCUUGAAGACUUUAAAGUGCUCGUCAGACAACAAGGAAUGGGUGACAACACCAUUUUCAUUAAAAAGGACAAAGGUGACUGUGUUCCUGGAGAGCAGGUGGCAGCGCCUACGACUCAGUCUGAGCCUCAGCGAGUGAGGAGAAAUGUGGUACCUUCUUUGGUUCCUGAAGACACAGAGGGCUCUGGUGACGAUACCACCCUGUUCAAUGGAACCAAGGCUUGCAACGCCGCUCCGGACACAGGACCGUGUUUCGGGAUACACAACCGCUUCUUCUACAACUCUUCCUCAAUGAGCUGCGAGCUGUUCAAGUACGGAGGCUGUUUGGGCAAUCAGAACAACUUCAAAACUGAGAGAGAGUGUCUGCAGAGAUGUCGCACAGAGGCUGUAUGCCGUCUACCCAUGGCUGCCCAGCCCUGCACGGGCCAACCAACUAUCUGGGCCUUCGACCCCUCCACUGGGCUGUGCGUGCACUACAAACCAGGCUUCUGUCAGUCCAACGCUAACAAGUUUUACACCAAGUCAGAGUGUGAGGAGUACUGCGGGGUGGUGAAAGACGAUGAUCUGCUGAUGUCAAACUAAGCAAAGUGAGGAAUCGCUGCUGCUCUCCAUAAACUCUUUUCACAGCGAUGAAUUAUGAAUCAGUAUUGAACAAGGUGCACAAUAAAAAAACACAUCUCAGCAAAUCAAGCUGUCAAUAAAAAGCCAACAUGUUGUGGGUUGA
Molecule: messenger RNA, 2070 nt
Organism: Girardinichthys multiradiatus
Lineage: Eukaryota; Metazoa; Chordata; Actinopteri; Cyprinodontiformes; Goodeidae
Product: alpha-1-microglobulin/bikunin precursor
Exons: 15
Coding region: 759-1928 (389 amino acids)
Cellular component (GO): cell surface; plasma membrane
Molecular function (GO): serine-type endopeptidase inhibitor activity
Source: RefSeq, a predicted model, not a curated record